CUAUCCAAUGCUUAACUGAUGAUGCUGCUGAUCUAUUUGGGAAGUUGGCUGGCUCUCAACGAGAAGCCUCCUCUCAAAGGCUGUUUCACAUUGCAAAUAUGCACAGAGCAGCCUUGGUGUAUGUAUAAUAGAAGAUCCAGUUCCUUCUAAAGCUGGUGCAAAAAAUGGAUCCCAGAUCUCAAGUCACCCUGUCCCUGCUGCUGUCCCAGGUUCUGCUGUUUGCCUUUGCUAGAGAUUUUGACUGCAUCCCAGGAUUCCAAGAGAAGAUUUACUAUAUUGAGCAGCAAGGAGAAAUUUUCAAGGACCAGCUUCUUCUGAAUGUGCAGUUUGAUGACUGCCAAGGUAAUGAAGAAGUACAAUAUGAAGUCUCCAACCCGGAUUUCAAAGUGGAACCUGACGGAUCAUUAAUUGCUUUAAGAAAUGUGACGGGAAACAUCCGGGUUUUGUUCAUCAACGCUCGUUCCCUUCACUCUGAUGAUAUGGCAGAGGUCAAGAUUCUGGGGAAAAAGGACAGACACAACUCAAUAAAGAACGUGCUCAAAGCUCCAAGACAUCUUGCACUUUUAAGACAUAGGAGAUCAAUUUUGGCACCCCCUAUUUCAAUUCCGGAGAAUCAGAGGACACCAUUUCCAAAAACUAUUGGCAAGGUUCUGGUGAGUGACAGGAUACAGGGAUCCAAGUUUCGCCUGUAUGGAAAAGGUGUGGAUGAGGAUCCAAAAGGAACAUUCAGGAUAAAUGAAAAUACUGGGGAAGUCUUGGUCACUAAAGCUCUUGACAGAGAACUCAUUCCUUCUUAUCAGUUACGAGUAGAAAUCACAGAUGAGAGUGGAAAAACGAUUGAGGGUCCUGUUGAUCUGGAGGUCAUGAUCAUUGAUCAGAAUGACAACCGACCAAUCUUCAAAGAGGGCCCAUAUGUUGGACAUGUUCUCGAAGGGUCUCCAACAGGAACCAUAGUAAUGAACAUGCUGGCAUUCGAUGCAGAUGACCCCACUACAGAUAAUGCUGUCCUCCGCUACAACAUUCUCAAGCAGACGCCCGAUAAACCAUCACCAAACAUGUUCUACAUAGACCCAGAAAAGGGUGACAUUGUGACAGUGGUGUCUCCAACUCUGCUAGAUCGUGAAACACUGAUAGCUCCUCAGUAUGAGUUGAUAGUGGAGGCUAAGGACCAGGCAGGCUUGGAUGUGGGAUUAAUCGGGACAGCCACAGCCACCAUUGUCAUUGAUGAUAAAAAUGACCAUCCACCUGAAUUUACCAAAAAAGAGUUUCAAGCUACAGUAAAAGAAGGGGUGACCGGUGUCAUGGUUAAUCUGACUGUCAACGAUAAGGAUGACCCCAACACUGGUGCAUGGAAAGCCGUCUACACCAUCAUCAAUGGAAACCCUGGGCAGAGCUUUGAAAUUCAUACGAAUCCCAACACAAAUGAGGGGAUGCUUUCUGUGGUUAAGCCAUUGGACUGUGAGAUUUUGGCAUUUCACACUCUGCUAAUCAAAGUUGAGAAUGAAGAUCCUCUUAUCCCAGAUGUUGGCUAUGGGGCAAGUUCUACAGCCACAGUUCAGAUCAAUGUAAUAGAUGUGAAUGAGGGUCCAGUGUUUCAGCCUGAUCCAAUGAAAGUGUCAACACAAGAAAACAUUCCAAUCGGAUCUAUGUUGUUUACAGUAAGCGCUACAGAUCCAGACACUCUCCAGCAUCAAACAAUACGGUUCUCCAUGCUAAAGGAUGAUGCAGGCUGGCUCUCUAUUAACCCAGUAAAUGGAACAGUCAACACAACAGCCCCACUUGAUCGAGAAUCCUCAUUUGUUCAUAACAGCACGUACACUUCUUUGAUCCUAGCAAUAGACAAUGGCACACCUCCAGCAACUGGUACAGGAACAUUACAAAUUACAUUAGAAGAUGUUAAUGACAACGCACCAUAUAUCUACCCGACCUCAGCAAAAAUGUGUGAAGACUCGAAAGACCUCAACGUCAUCACUCUAGGAGCAUUGGAUAAAGAUCUUCGUCCGAAUUCUGACCCUUUUAAAUUUGAAUUGGGGAAACAAUCCAUGUCAGAUAAAUCCUGGAAAAUCACGCAACUGAAUAGUACACAUGCACAAGUCAGCCUUCUUCACAAUCUGAAAAAAGCCAACUACAUUCUACCAGUGGUGGUGACGGACUCGGGGAAACCUCCUUUGUCAUACAGUGCAGAUGUCACGGUUCAAGUGUGUUCCUGCAAGAAGGGCAAAGUAGACUGCAGUUCAGCAGAUGCCCCACACGUCAGCAUGGCUAUCAUCCUCAUGUUUACACUCUACAGCCUGUUUUGUCUGUGAGCACUGAGAACUUUUUGCACUGGCUAUCACAUCGCCAUGGAAACAAGAAGAGGGGAAAGUGGAAAAAAAAAAUGUAUAUCUGAAAAAUGCAGUAUACAAUUUCUUCAAGAUCGGGCCUCAACUGCUCCAGACUCUGUUUAAUUUGCAACCUCAAUUAGUCUAUAAAAUGGUACACCAGUCCUUGACAGCUUCCGGUUCUGCAUUCUUUGUAUUAAUGGAUCCCUGCUGAAGAUACCAGUGCUUAUAAAAAAAAUUGUCGGAAAGACAAUGAGAACAUUAUUUGGACUGCUCCUCAAGGCUGAACACACUGAUCACAUACACACAUGCACACAGUUUGUUUUUACUUUGUUGUACUGAUUACCGAAUCUAAAACAGUUUGUCUGUCAGAUUUGUGUGUACGUGUGCUUAAUUUUAAUACAGAUGAGACCCCCGCCCCUAAACCCAGACACGGCUCGUGGCUGUGUGCAGUGUGUUUCGAGUCAGCAUGUUGUGUGCAUUGAACCGAAACACUUCCAGAGAAAUACAGCGAAGGAAUACUUAAUGGGUUCAUGUUAAUAAGAUUACCAAUCAGUAUUUGACAAGAAGGCAGCAAUGCAAAGCUGGGAUGGUGAAAUAACACAUUAAGGAUACAUUCACACUGCAAAUAAAAUGUAAUAAGAUUCCACUUAAACACAUUGUAAGCCUGUCAGAAGUAAUUAGAGGAUAUUAACCCCUUCCUUUGCAGAGGACGAUUGUAUCAAUUAAUAAGCAGACCAGUUACCGAAGAUGGAAGGCAAUGUGUUUAAAGGUACAUACGUCCCAUGAUUGCUAAGCUUGCUUUAACGCAUUUCACACAUCAUAAACGUGUGAUUCUCUGCAAGAAUAUCCAUGUUUGCAAAAAGGUGGUCUGGCUUCUUUUUUGGUGCUUUAGGGUCUACAAAAUAUUACUUCUAAUAGGUCUGUGCAAUCUUGUGACAUAGAAGGUGUUCUAAGAAUAUGCAAUUGUGUCUUCAGAAAAAAAUAGAGUUUGACAAGCGCAGUUUACUAAAUGAGUAUCUAUAAAAAUGUAAUAUAGAUGAUAAUAUAUAUAAAAACAGUAGAUGAAAUAUUUUAUAAUGAAAAUCUUAAGGCAAGUCUGUCACCUGGGUCUACUUCAGCUUUUAUUUUACUAUGUAGGUAGUAAGAAACAGGUGCCUCAGGCUGUGCUUUACCUGUCAGAUAUCUUAUACAAACUUGUCAAUUGUUCCAUUUUUCUUGGAACUGUUCAUCAAACUGGGAUGGAAAGGAUCAGUAUUUGUAAUAAUAUACAUUGUUAGGGAGCUUUCUAGUUUGUUCUUUAGUCGUUCCCAGUGCAAUAGGGUGCAGCCUACUUUAAAAGAAGCUGAGAAAAGAAUGGGUUCUCCUCAUAAUUCUUUAGCUAAGGUUUAUGUUACUCAAAUCAGAAAAAAUCUCUGGAAGAAACAAAUUAAAAACUAAUGCCUUCAGAAUCUUUAAAUGGAGUGGUAGCUUACCUUUCCUUCACCCAGGUGAAAAACUCCAUGUGUGGUAUGGCGGGUGUGAUGAGAGCAGAUGUUGUUACCCUAGGGGCAGAUGGCCUUACCCCCUUGUAUUUGUGAGGCCAGGGCGUGGUUUAGCCUAAAACCACCUGAAGGUAUACCACUGGAUCCUGGGCUAGGCACGGGGUGAUAAAGACUCCGAUGCUAAGUUCUGGACAGCUUUACUGAGGGUGAUAGUCCUAUUUCAUAUACCCUAGACAAUCAUAAGCAGUUGUUAAUGCACCCCUUGAACCAAGCAGUCAGUAUGGGGAGAUUUAUCAAAACCUGUCCAGAGGAAAAGUUGCAAAGUUGCCCAUAGCAACCAAUCAGAUCGCUUCUUUCAUUUUUCAGAGGCCUUGUUAACAAUGAAAGAGGCAAUCUGAUUGGUUGUUAUAGGCAACUGGGCAACUUUUCCUCUGCGCAGGUUUUGAUAAAUCUCCUCCCAUAUGUCUCACCUAGCUAUGAUCCUAAGUGAGCAAGCUGCUUACCCUAAUUUCCCUACCCCACCCAUGGUCCAGAAAGCUGAGAUGCAUUGAGCUGUUUAAUGGCUUAAGUGGCACAGAGAAAAAAAAAAAAAAAACACAA
Hyla sarda is the source of this 4405-nucleotide messenger RNA. It is a transcript of the gene CDH13, whose product is annotated as cadherin 13. Gene Ontology annotation, molecular function: cadherin binding; calcium ion binding. The transcript has 14 exons. Gene Ontology annotation, biological process: cell-cell junction assembly; cell morphogenesis; homophilic cell-cell adhesion. The record is from RefSeq and is a predicted model, not a curated record. NCBI's taxonomy places the organism in Eukaryota, Metazoa, Chordata, Amphibia, Anura, Hylidae. Gene Ontology annotation, cellular component: adherens junction; plasma membrane; catenin complex. The coding region runs from base 165 to 2306 and encodes 713 amino acids.